CGAUGCCCAUGAUUGUGUGACUUGUCGUCCACGUGUGGUCAGGAGAAGCAUCGAGUCCUCAGUCAUAUCAUAGUUGUCUGAGUGGUCACAAUGAAGUACAUACUGGUUACGGGUGGUGUCAUCUCCGGCAUCGGAAAAGGAAUUAUUGCCAGUAGUGUAGGCACCAUUCUGAAAUCCUGUGGCCUUCGUGUCACUGCUAUUAAGAUCGACCCCUACAUCAAUAUCGACGCUGGCACCUUCUCCCCUUAUGAGCAUGGGGAAGUGUUUGUACUGGACGAUGGUGGCGAAGUGGACCUAGACUUGGGGAACUACGAGCGCUUUCUAGACAUCCGACUCACCAAAGACAACAACCUCACCACGGGGAAGAUCUACCAGUCUGUCAUUAACAAAGAGAGAAGGGGGGAUUAUCUGGGGAAAACCGUCCAAGUGGUGCCUCACAUCACCGAUGCCAUUCAGGAGUGGGUCAUGAAGCAAGCUAAAGUAUCUGUGGAUGAAGAUGGUGUAGAGCCCCAAGUCUGUGUCAUUGAGCUGGGUGGGACCGUAGGAGACAUUGAGAGCAUGCCUUUCAUUGAAGCCUUCAGGCAGUUCCAGUUCAAAGUCAAGAGGGAGAACUUCUGCAACAUCCAUGUCAGCCUUGUCCCACAGCCUAGUGCUACUGGAGAGCAGAAGAGCAAGCCCACCCAGAACAGCGUGCGGGAGCUUCGAGGCUUGGGCCUGUCCCCCGACCUGAUUGUGUGCCGUUGCUCCACAGUGCUGGACACUGCUGUCAAAGAGAAGAUCUCCAUGUUCUGCCACGUGGAGCCAGAGCAGGUGAUCUGUGUGCACGACGUGUCGUCCAUCUACAGGGUGCCCUUGCUGCUGGAGGAGCAGGGCGUCAUGGGCUACUUCUGCACGCGCCUCAACCUGCACGUGGACAUGAGGCCGCGCCGGAUGCUCACCAAGUGGAAGGAGAUGUCCGACAGGUCCGACCGCCUCCUGGAGCACUGCUCCAUCGCCCUGGUGGGGAAGUACACCAAGUUCUCCGACUCCUACGCCUCCGUCAUCAAAGCCCUGGAGCACUCUGCUCUUGCCAUCAGCCACAAGCUGGAGGUCAAGUACAUCGACUCUGCGGACCUGGAGGCCACAAAACUACAGGAGGAGCCGGUGAAAUACCAUGAGGCAUGGCAGAAACUCUGCAGUGCAGACGGGGUCCUAGUGCCGGGUGGGUUUGGUGUGCGUGGAACAGAGGGAAAGGUGCAAGCCAUCAGCUGGGCAAGAAAACAGAAAAAGCCCUUUUUAGGGGUUUGCUUGGGCAUGCAGUUGGCCGUGUGCGAGUUUGCCAGGAAUGUUCUUGGCUGGCAAGAUGCCAACUCCACAGAAUUUGACCCAGACAGCAAACAUCCGGUGGUGAUUGACAUGCCAGAGCACAACCCUGGCCAGAUGGGCGGGACCAUGAGGUUGGGCAAGAGGAGAACCAUCUUCAAAUCCAACACCAGCGUUUUAAGAAAGCUAUAUGGAGAUGCAGACUAUGUUGAUGAAAGGCAUAGACAUCGCUUUGAGGUCAAUCCAGACCUGAAGCAUCACUUUGAGGACAGAGGACUGCAUUUUGUUGGGCAAGAUGUGGAGGGUGAAAGAAUGGAGGUGAUUGAGCUAGAAGACCACGCCUACUUCGUGGGAGUGCAGUACCAUCCAGAGUUCACGUCCCGUCCCAUCAAGCCUUCGCCCCCGUACUUUGGCCUGCUCCUGGCUGCCGCGGGGAAACUGCAGAGCUACCUGCAGAAGGGAUGCCGUCUGUCUCCAAGGGACACGUACAGUGAUCGCAGUGGCAGCAGUUCGCCAGACUCGGAGAUCUCUGAGCUCAGGUUCACCUCGUAAGCCUGAGCAGGCGAAAUUACCAAACAGCCAUCUCCAGGACUCCGCACUGUGACUUGGUCAUUUGAUGAGAGCUGAAGACUGUCUUCCUCCCCUCUGCUGCAGCUGUUCUCGCCACAGCUGUCAGCUUGUGUCACUUUAGGAACUUUUAAGGGAGACCAUGAACUGCAGACCUUUUGCAUCACUUUAGGAACUUUUUUAGGGAAAAUAUGAACUUGGGAAAACAUGAGCAUAAACUUGAUUUACUAUUGGACUGUGUAGCACAUUGAUUAAAAACAUUGAACACAUUAAUUUAAAAUUAAAUAAGUCUUUGCAGUCACUACAGGGUAAAAUUAUUCUUUUUUGUAUGCAUUUGUUGGUUAAGUGUGAUUGUAAUAUAAUAUGUUGACAAAGCAUGUACAUCAUGUAUUUGACGUUUGUGUUGUAAAUGGUUUUAAACUGUUACAUCCUGCCAUUGAUAUUUAAUCAUAUCAGUUUCGUCCUUUGCCUUUUGUCUAGAAGUGUGGGGAAAUUAUAAAAUGUGAUGCUUGUUGUUUUUACCUACAUCUUUUAUGUUGGAAGGUUACCACUGCAGUUGCAUUGCAACUUGUCCAUAUGUAAAUAGAUUCUUGGGGCUUUUUCCUUGAAUCCACAUGCUAUUUGCCAGUUGUUGCCUUUGCAUUACAUGGAUCAUGAAAUAUAAAUAAAUAAAUAAAUA
This is a messenger RNA of Sardina pilchardus (European sardine), 2548 nucleotides long. It is a transcript of the gene ctps1b, whose product is annotated as CTP synthase 1b. Lineage: Eukaryota; Metazoa; Chordata; Actinopteri; Clupeiformes; Clupeidae. Bases 91 to 1854 code for a protein of 587 amino acids. The transcript is spliced from 18 exons. Gene Ontology annotation, biological process: CTP biosynthetic process; pyrimidine nucleobase biosynthetic process. Gene Ontology annotation, molecular function: identical protein binding; CTP synthase activity. The record is from RefSeq and is a predicted model, not a curated record. Gene Ontology annotation, cellular component: cytoplasm; cytoophidium.